UGCUGCAUCCAGGACCACUAACAUCGAGUGCAACCGUCCUCCCUUUCAUGACUCACUACCUCGGACACGUUGAUGUCCGAAUGCGGAAAACACGAACUCGUAGGAAUGUCAGCGUGUUUCUCUUCAACCUCGGUUCCGUUCUCGGAAUCUUCAUUCGCAUUUUCAAGACCAGCACCUCUUUGCUCAAAUUCAAUUACCGUUUCAUCGAAUAACUUUCAUUCAGUGACAGGUGGUGGUCGUCUUCUACUGAAUGUUGGAGGCACAAGUUUGUGUCGGAGGCUUCGUGGUUUCAAACUGUGGAUACUUGAGAGACUCAAUUUCCAAUUCCAAACACCUAAGCAACCUAAGAAUAGAAAUAUCUUCAAAAAUAAUUUGGAAAAUACAGGUUUAUCAAAUGAAAAGGAAUCGGUUUCUGGUUCAUCUUCAAUUCUUCGUGGGCCUGAUGAUAAGGUUAUUCCCAUGGAGUCUCCAUCUUUGCUGCAGACAGGUUUGUCUGGUACUUCCAUGGAUUUUAGCAGAAAACCCUCACUUUGCAUUGUUGUCAUAGGAGCCACUGGCGAGCUGGCAAAGAGGAAGAUUUUCCCUGCUUUAUUUGCUCUCUAUUACAGUGGCUUUCUUCCUGAGAAUGUAGGCAUUUUUGGGUAUUCAAGGAAGGAUAUAACUGAUGAAGACUUGCGAUCUAUUAUAGCUUCAACAUUAACAUGCCGAGUUGAUCAUCAAGAGAACUGUGAGGACAAAUUAGAUGCUUUCCUUAGUAGAACAUAUUAUAUUAAUGGAGGCCAUGACAAUAAAUCAGGGAUGUCCAUGCUGAAUGCACGAAUGGAUCAAAUUGAGGGAGGAUCCAAAACUAACAGGAUAUUCUACCUCUCUGUGCCACAAGAAGCACUUUUGGAUGUUGCAUCAUGUCUUGCAAGCAGUGUUCAGACCCAAAAAGGAUGGAACCGCAUAAUAUUUGAGAAACCAUUUGGUUUUGAUGCACUUUCUUCCCACAGGAUGACACAGUAUCUUCUUUCAAACUUUCAGGAAAAACAAAUAUAUAGGAUUGAUCAUCUUCUAGGAAGGAAUCUCAUUGAAAAUCUCACAGUUUUAAGGUUUUCAAAUCUAGUUUUUGAGCCGCUUUGGAGUCGAACUUACAUACAUAAUGUACAGGUAAUUUUAUCUGAGGACUUGGCCGUGCAUCCAGGAAGAUAUUUCAGUGGCUAUGGGAUUAUCCGUGAUAUUGUUCACAGUCAUGUGCUCCAAACAAUUGCAUUGCUUGCCAUGGAACCACCCAUAAGCCUUGAUGGAGAAGAUAUUCGAAAUGAAAAGGUCAAGGUUUUGAGGUCGAUUCGCAAAUUGGAGCCUAAGGAUGUCAUUCUUGGCCAAUAUAAAGCAAGUGGUGGAGACAAAGUUGAUGCAUGCUUAAAUGGUCUGACACCUACUUAUUUUGCUGCUGCAUUAUACAUUGACAAUGCACGCUGGGAUGGCGUGCCAUUUUUGAUUAAAACAGGCUUGGGACUCAUCAAACACCAAAUGGAAAUACGGAUUCAAUUUCGUCGUGUUCCGGGGAACGUGUAUCACGAGUGCCUUGGGCAUAACAUGGACCGCGUGGUAAAUGAGCUCAUUCUACGCGAUGUUCCAGAUGAGGCUAUUCUGGUGAGAGUUAACAAUAAGGUUCCAGGAUUAGGCUUACAACUGGACUCUUCAGAAUUAAAUUUGCUUUACAAGGACAAGUACAACAUGGAGGUGCCGGAUUCAUAUGAGCAUCUUCUUCUUGAUGUCAUUGAUGGUGACAACCAUUUGUUUAUGAGAAGUGAUGAGCUAGAAGCUGCAUGGAACAUUCUAACUCCAAUUCUGAACGAGAUAGACAAGGACCAUAUAUCAGUUGAGCUUUAUGAGAUGGGGGGUCGCGGUCCUGUUGGGGCAUACUACCUAUGGGCAAAACAUGGUGUCCGUUGGGUAGAUGAUUAAAUGUUCCUCCUUGUUUUUUCUUCUUCACAUAGCACGUUACUAUGUUUAAUUUAUACUAUAUUACCUACCUCAUAAUGACUACAUACCUAGGUUGUGUCAAGUAUUUUGGAAUAAACUUCAACUGCUGAACAGCCUCGUUUAUGUCUU
Messenger RNA from Cajanus cajan (pigeon pea), 2097 nucleotides. It is a transcript of the gene G6PD4, whose product is annotated as glucose-6-phosphate dehydrogenase 4. Gene Ontology annotation, molecular function: glucose-6-phosphate dehydrogenase activity; NADP binding. Gene Ontology annotation, biological process: glucose metabolic process. The record is from RefSeq and is a predicted model, not a curated record. NCBI's taxonomy places the organism in Eukaryota, Viridiplantae, Streptophyta, Magnoliopsida, Fabales, Fabaceae.